GAAAGAGUUAAUCAAAAGCUCUCUAAUGUUAUUUUGAUUUUCUUAUUUCCCUCCGAACGAGUGUUUACCCUAACACAUCUCAAAACAUUUUCUUUACUAACCAUCCUCAAUACUCCAUCCAAAAAGCUGGAGAACGAGACAAAGAAGAGAUGAACAAGAAGGAGGUGUUGAAGCUAGCGAAGGGGUUCAGAGGGAGGGCGAAGAACUGUAUCAGAAUAGCAAGGGAGAGAGUGGAGAAGGCGCUUCAGUACUCCUACAGAGACCGCCGCAAUAAGAAGCGCGACAUGCGCUCCCUAUGGAUCCAGCGGAUCAACGCCGGCACCCGCCAGCACGGUGUGAACUAUGGCAAUUUUAUGCAUGGGCUGAUGAAGGAAAAUGUGCAGCUGAACAGGAAGGUUUUAUCUGAGAUCUCUAUGCACGAACCAUAUAGCUUCAAAGCCUUGGUUGAUAUCUCCCGAGCUGCUUUCCCUGGCAAUAAGCCACCAGCCAUCCCACCUCUCCAAGAAAAGAAGGGUCUUUCACUUCUUGUUUAAUCAUUAGAUGCCCCCCCCCCCCCCCCCCCCCACCACCACCACUUCUGUUUGUCUGUGUUGGCUGAUUCUAGAGGGAAAACGUUGAGCACCACCUAUCUUUUUAUGACUAGCUUUCAAGUCUACAAGUCUACAACCUGUACUCAUCUGAGGUACAUUGAUUUAAAAUGUGGAUUGCAAUGUCUGAUACGGCCACAAUAUUGUGGUUGUUGGUAGCACCACAACCGCAUUGGGCCGCAAUGGUGGUAUUUUUUUAAUUUAUGGCCAAAGCCGCAACGUAACCAAAACGAAGCAACAUUUUUAUGGCUGAAUGAGUAUAUUACUUCAUAAUCA
Messenger RNA from Cuscuta europaea, 863 nucleotides. The record is from the annotation of a GenBank genome assembly. Lineage: Eukaryota; Viridiplantae; Streptophyta; Magnoliopsida; Solanales; Convolvulaceae.